UCUCGUUUAAGCCUUAACGUUAUAACUCAACACAUAAUAUUAGGCUUUGAUCGGCAAUAAACGCAAGUGAUAAGUGAAGAAAAAUCCAUUAAAAUAUAUGUAUAAAAAAACAGUGAGUGUAAAUAUUAUUAUUAGUAAUUUAACGGGGUCUAUAGCAUAGGAUAGAAAUUAGAUGGCAUGUGGGUGGAAUCCCAAUAAUGCAUAAGCAUCGCUGGAAUUGAAAGAUGGGGAUGGCAUAGGCAGUGAGAACAGGCAAGCUUGGGAAUUAGCGGAGCCAUGAAAGGCGUCUUUUCGGCGCCCGGUGAUUACAUCCACUUCAAGUCUCAAGUCCCUCUUCACAAAAUCCCUAUUGGCACUAAGCAGUGGCGAUAUUACGAUUUCGGUCCUAAAGUUGUGCCUCCGCUUAUAUGUCUUCCUGGAACCGCUGGAACCGCUGAUGUAUAUUAUAAACAGAUCAUGUCAUUAUCCAUGAAGGGUUACCGUGUUAUAUCUGUUGAUAUACCUCGCGUAUGGAAUCAUACAGAGUGGAUUCAAACAUUUGAAAAGUUCUUGGAUGCUAUUGAUGUACACCAUAUACAUCUUUAUGGUACAUCCCUUGGUGGCUUCCUAGCACAACUAUUUGCUCAGCAUCGUCCAAGAAGAGUUCGAUCGUUGGUUCUAUCAAACUCAUUUUUGGAGACACAAAGUUUCUCUGCUGCAAUGCCAUGGGCACCCAUUGUUGGUUGGACUCCUUCCUUUUUGCUGAAGCGGUAUGUCUUAACAGGAAUUCGUGAUGGUCCCCAUGAACCAUUUAUUGCAGAUUCAGUGGACUUUGUUGUUUCUCAGGUGGAAACCCUCUCCAGAGAAGACUUAGCCUCUAGAUUGUCGCUGACAACUGAUGAUGCUUCAGUGGGACCUCUUCUUCUUUCGGAUUCAUUUAUCACUAUAAUGGAUACUAAUGACUACUGUGCAAUUCCUCAACAACUUAAAGAUCAACUAAGCGAAAGGUAUCCUGAAGCAAGACGCGCAUACUUGAAAUCGGGUGGAGACUUUCCUUUUCUUUCAAGACCAGAUGAAGUCAACUUACAUCUUCAGCUGCACCUUAGGCAUGUUGGAGUGGAAGCUCGACCAGAUUUGGUUCACAAUAUUCCUAAAGGUGGCCUUGGAGGAAGUCCUAGCAAAGAGAAUAACGGAGAUGACUCUGACAAGUCACCUAAGGAUGAUAGGGGAGGCUCAGAAAACCCAACUGCUGAAUAUGAGAUAAAUCCUACCCCAGAAAGUUCAGGAUCUCAUGAUUUAGACAUCCAGCCACUCGAUAGUUCAGAAUGUUGCCACUUGGAUCAUGGAGUCACCUUAUAUGCCUUUCGUUGUGGAUUCACAAAUGAAAAGCGCAUUGUGCCUCCAGAAACUUGUGUACAUUUCGUGUGGGGAUAUAUUUUUCUUUUUCAUCUUCUUCGUUACAUCAGUUCGCUGUACAUUAUCUGGAACUAUUCUUUGGAAUUUAGGCAAGUUGUGUAAGUUGGAAUUCUUUUGGAUAAUACUAUGUAUCAUGAGAACGGAGUGCGUAAAACAAAGUUGCUACUUAUUGUGGACUGGAUUUCUGAGUUCCUUCGUUUGGUGAAAUUGAUGUCUGCAUUGUAUGUUAUUUGCAAUUGAAGGUAGGAUUUAAUAAACUGUUAAACAAUCGAAUUCUAUAUUUCACGUUUUUAAGUUCUUACGUGAUUGACCUUGGGAUGC
Messenger RNA from Abrus precatorius (Indian licorice), 1716 nucleotides. Its product is annotated as maspardin. The transcript has 8 exons. NCBI's taxonomy places the organism in Eukaryota, Viridiplantae, Streptophyta, Magnoliopsida, Fabales, Fabaceae. Bases 277 to 1497 code for a protein of 406 amino acids. The record is from RefSeq and is a predicted model, not a curated record.